AAUGGACAGAACGAAAAAGAAGCGGAAGAUGUAUUUUUGGUGAUACUCUUUUUUGUCCGGCUCUGCUGUUAAAAAAGACGUUUAUCUCGUAGUUCACGCCGGAUUGUAACUUGACCAAAACUAAAUAUAAAUAAUAAUAAACAUGGCCGAUGCAAAACCUGGUCGGUCAGGUACCACUACAUCCACAUAUGCGCUGAUACCAAAGCCGGCCAAUUUGCAGUGCAUGGAUCUACAGCAGUAUCUACGUACUCGGACACAAGACACACUGGAAAAAUUAUACAACUACCCAACCAUUUGUUUAGCCGUUUACAGAGAACUGCCUGAGAUAGCUCGCCAAUUUGUAAUACGUAUACUCUUCGUCGAACAACCAGUACCUCAAGCUGUGGUCGCAUCAUGGGGCUCUCAGCAUUAUGCAAAAGAACAAGCUGCGUCUACCGCUUGCCUAAGUGAGCUCAACGUUUGGCGUGUUACAGCUAUUCCCGGUGGUCUAUCAGCCUGGGAGCUUAGUCCAACAUUUAAAAAGAAUUUAAAAAUUGCUUUGUUAGGUGGUGGCAAACCUUGGUCAAUGUCUCAUACGCUGGAAAAGGAUUCGAAACCACGUGAUAUUGCUUUCCUCGAUACAUAUGCAAUGGCCCGUUGGCGUUGUGUACUGCAUUACAUGGUGGGCACUGGCAGUUCAAGCAAAGGCCAAGACAGUGAAGUUAUCAGUCCAGACGCGGUACGUAUACUACUUCAUGCCAAUCUCAUGAAGCGUGACGAACGCGAUGGUAUUACAAUUACACGUCAAGGCUUCCAGUUCCUUUUACUUGACACUCAAUCGCAAGUGUGGCAUUUCAUGCUUCAGUACUUGGAUACUUGCGAAGAACGUGGCCUUUCGCUGUCUGAGUGUCUUUCAAUGCUUUUUCAGCUAAGCUUCUCCACACUAGGACGUGACUACAGCUCGGAGGGUAUGAGCCCUAAAAUGUUAACAUUUCUGCAACAUUUACGGGAAUUCGGCCUUGUAUUUCAACGUAAACGGAAGGAGGGGCGGUUUUACCCGACACGUCUAGCGUUAAACGUAACAAAUAAGCAUGCAGCAGUACCAGCUGUAAUAAGCGAGGAGGACAAGGUUCAGGAGAGUGGUUAUAUUGUGGUUGAAACCAAUUACCGAGUUUAUGCAUACACCGACUCUCCGCUGCAAGUGGCAGUAUUGGGUUUGUUCACCGAAUUGUUAUAUCGUUUUCCAAACUUGGUUGUGGGUGUAUUGACCCGCGAUUCUGUACGACAAGCGCUACGCGGUGGUAUUACGGCGGACCAAAUUGUUAGCUACUUGGAACAGUAUUCCCAUCCGAACAUGAAACUGACCGAAUCAGCUAUUAAAUCAAAGUCUCCACUCCCACCAACAGUUGUAGACCAAAUUAAGUUGUGGGAACUGGAGCGUAAUCGUUUCACCUACACCGAAGGUGUGGUUUACAAUCAGUUCCUAUCACAGGCUGAUUUUGUGACGUUGCGUGAUUAUGCGCAAUCCAUAAAUGUUCUGGUACACAUGAAUGAACGAACGCGCACGAUGGUUGUCACUAAAAACGGGCAUGAUGACGUUAAACGAUUUUGGAAACGAUACUCCAAGAGCGGCGGAUAGUUCCCCAUUUACGUGAAAGAGGCCGUUGUAGAAUGGGUAAUUUAAAUUUGCAUCUUACAAUAGAUUAAAAAUGUCUCUCGCACUGUAUGUAUGUAUAUAAUCUUUAAUAAAAAUACGUACAUGGGUGCUUAAUAUUACAAA
Rhagoletis pomonella (apple maggot) is the source of this 1759-nucleotide messenger RNA. RefSeq names its product general transcription factor IIH subunit 4-like. Gene Ontology annotation, molecular function: double-stranded DNA binding; ATPase activator activity. Gene Ontology annotation, biological process: nucleotide-excision repair. Gene Ontology annotation, cellular component: transcription factor TFIIH core complex; transcription factor TFIIH holo complex. Bases 143 to 1618 code for a protein of 491 amino acids. Lineage: Eukaryota; Metazoa; Arthropoda; Insecta; Diptera; Tephritidae. The record is from RefSeq and is a predicted model, not a curated record. The transcript is spliced from 2 exons.